Triticum turgidum subsp. durum (durum wheat) is the source of this 210-nucleotide messenger RNA. The record is from the annotation of a GenBank genome assembly. NCBI's taxonomy places the organism in Eukaryota, Viridiplantae, Streptophyta, Magnoliopsida, Poales, Poaceae.
AUGGCGGACUGGGCGCCGGUGUUCAUCGGGCUGGUGCUCUUCAUCCUCCUCUCGCCGGGGCUGCUCUUCCAGAUCCCCGGCAAGGGCAGGAUGGUGGAGUUCGGCAACUUCCAGACAAGCGGCAUCUCCAUCCUCGUCCACGCCGUCAUCUACUUCGCCCUCAUCGCCAUCCUCAUCCUCGCCGUCAACGUCCACGUCUUCCUCGGCUGA